AUGCGUGUAACUGCAGAUCGACGUAUGAACAUGCAAAGAACGCAAAAUGUCCUUCUUAUUUGGUUAGACAAUAAUAUUAAUGAUGAUAAUGCUGAUUGUUAUAAUACAAUCAAGCAAUUAAAACGUGUAGUUAACGACGUAAACACAUUUACAGAUAGUGAACAAUGCGUUGAAUUUAUUCAAACCAUUACCGACAACAAAAUAUGUAUGAUUAUCUCCGAGUCACUUGGGAAACAUAUUGUGCCUCGUGUGCAUAAUAUGUCCCAAGUAGACACCAUUUUUAUUUUUUGUAACAAUCAAGAAUGUGAUAAACAAUGGGCCACAGAAUGGCGCAAAAUAAAAGGAGUCUUCACAGAUAUGACAUCAAUCUGUGAAGCUCUUAAACAAGCUGCUCGUCAAUGUGAGCAAAAUGCCAUCUCAAUCAGCUUUGUGGCAUCAAACAAAAAGUUGGAUCAAUUAGAUCCAUCAUUUAUGUAUACUCAGAUCUUGAAAGAAAUCCUAUUAACUAUCGACUUCGAAGCUGAACAUAUUAAAGAAUUCAUUACUUACUGUCGUGAAGCAUCUGCCGAAAAUGAGUAUAAUUUACAUACUAUAAAAAAAUUGGAAAGUGACUAUCAUAAUCAUAUACCUAUUUGGUGGUAUACUUAUGAACAGUUUUUAUAUUCGAUGCUCAACCAAGCAUUAAGAUUAAUGGAUGUUGAUAUCAUUGUUCGAAUGGGUUUCUUUAUUAAUGAUCUACAUCGUGAUAUUCAACGACUCCAUUCGAGACAAUUAGAUGGUCAACAAUCUGAUAAAACAUUUACAGUUUAUCGUGGACAAUGUCUUUCAAAAGAAGAUUUCACUGAAAUGACAAAAACUAAAGGUGGACUUCUUCGAUUUAAUAACUUUUUAUCGACUAGUACAAGUCCUGGUGUUUCUCUCUGUUUCGCACCACAAGCUGCUACAAAUCCUGAUCUUGUUGGAGUCUUAUUUGUUAUGUCAAUUAAUCCUACUCAUUCAACAACUCCAUUUGCUUCUAUUAGUGAUGUUAGUUAUUUUCAUACAGAAGAUGAAGUUCUUUUCUCUAUGCAUACCAUUUUUCACAUUGGAGAUAUUAAACCGAUAGAUGAAAAUAAUAACCUCUAUCAAGUGAAUUUAACAUUAACCAAUGACAACGACCAAGACCUUCGUAUUCUUACUGAUCGUAUACGACAGGAGACCUUUCUAAAUCAAGAAGGAUGGUAUAGAUUGGGAUUAUUACUGAUUAAAAUGGGUCAGCCUAACAAGGCUCAAGAAGUUUAUGAAGUUUUACUUAAUCAAACAACGAAAGAGAAUGAGAAGGCACCGAUUUAUCAUCAGCUAGGUCGAAUCAAACGUAAUCAAGGGGAAUAUCAAGAAGCACUUUCUCAUUAUAGAAAAGCUCUUAAAAUUCGACAGCAAUCGCUUCCUCCAAAUCAUCCUGAUUUAGGAGAUUCCUACAACAACAUCGGUUAUGUGUAUAAGAGUAUGGGUGAUUAUCCAAAAGCACUUUCUUAUUAUGAAAAAGCCUUUGCAAUUCGACAAGAAUCACUUCCUUCUAAUCAUCCUGAUUUGGGUGCUUCCUAUAGUAACAUUGGGUUCGUGUAUUAUAACAUGGGUGAUUAUCCAAAAGCACUUUCUUACUAUGAGAAAGAUGUUGCAAUUCUACAACAAUCACUUCCAUCCAGUCAUCCUGACUUCGGCGAUUCCUAUAGCAACUUCGGUUUGGUGUAUUCCAAAAUUGGUGAUUAUCCAAAAGCUCUUUCUUAUUAUGAAAAAUCCCUUACAAUUCGACAACAAUCACUUCCUUCCAAUCAUUCUGACUUGGCUGUGUCCUAUAACAACAUCGGUAAUGUGUAUAAGAGUAUGGGUGAAUAUCCAAAAGCCCUUUCAUUCCAUGAAAAAGGCCUUGCAAUUCGACAACAAUCACUUCCUCCCAAUCAUCCUCAAUUGGGUGAUUCCUAUGACAACAUCGGGUUGGUGUAUUACAACAUGGGUGAAUAUCCAAAAGCAGUUUCAUCUCAUGAAAAAGCCCUUGAAAUUCGUCAACAAUCACUUCCUUCCAAUCAUCCUGAUUUAGGAGAUUCCUAUAACAACAUCGGUAUGGUGUAUGAUAGCAUGGGUGAUUAUUCAAAAGCACUCUCAAUUCAUGAGAAAGCACUUGCAAUUCGACAACAAUCACUUCCCCCCAGUCAUCCUGAUUUAGGUAUUUCCUAUAACAACAUCGGGUUGGUGUAUGAGAAUAUGAGCAACUAUUCAAAAGCGCAUUCAUCUUAUAAAUGUGCUGUACAAAUUGGAGAACAGUCACUACCAACAUAUCAUCCUAAGCUUCAACAAUGGAGAGAAAACCUCGAAAACAUAAAAAAGAAAUUAUAA
Molecule: messenger RNA, 2373 nt
Organism: Adineta steineri
Lineage: Eukaryota; Metazoa; Rotifera; Eurotatoria; Adinetida; Adinetidae
Source: the annotation of a GenBank genome assembly